AUGAUGUUUGAAGCUCUGCUAGCUAGAUAUGAAGUGCGCCAUAGGACUUCUCUACCUUACCAUCCACAAAGUAAUGGCCAAGCUGAGAUUCCCAAUUGGGAAAUUAAGCUGAUACUGGAGAAAAUAGUGCAAAGAUUGAGGAAGGAUUGGUCAAGGAAACUAGAUGAUGCAUUGUGGGCUUAUAGAAUAGCAUUCAAAACACCUAUCGGAAUGUCACCGUAUAGGUUGGUGUAUGUAAAAGCCUCUCAUCUGCCGGUGGAGUUGGAGCAUAAGGCCUAUAGGGCAAUGAAGACCCUGAACAUGGAUUUAGCAGCUGCAGGAGAGAAGAGACUGUUACAAUUAGAUGAGUUGGAAGAAUUCAGAAACGAAGCAUAUGAGAAUGCAAAGAUAUACAAGGAAAGGACAAAGAAAUGGCAUGAUAACAAUCUAUUUAGGAAGAAAUUUCAACCCGAGCAGCAGGUCUUACUUUUGAACUCAAGGUUGAAACUUUUUCCUGACAAAUUGAAUUCAAGAUUGUCGGGAUCGUUUAAGGUGGUCAAGAGAGCAAGGGCAAGUGAAGAGGGUGGUUCAUCAUCCAAUCCUUCUUGGGCCAAUCCAAGGCAAUCUUUUGACAGGACCCAAUUUGUAAGUGAAGCGGCUCAAGAACGGUUCCUUAAGUUGAAGGAUAUGCGCUACAUUGAGACGCCAACCAAGGCUUGA
Cannabis sativa is the source of this 699-nucleotide messenger RNA. RefSeq lists its product as uncharacterized. Gene Ontology annotation, biological process: DNA integration. Gene Ontology annotation, molecular function: nucleic acid binding. The record is from RefSeq and is a predicted model, not a curated record. The transcript is spliced from 3 exons. NCBI's taxonomy places the organism in Eukaryota, Viridiplantae, Streptophyta, Magnoliopsida, Rosales, Cannabaceae. Bases 1 to 699 code for a protein of 232 amino acids.